AAAAGCUUCAAUGGCUUCCACAGCAAGGAAUUGCAUUAUGCUUCUAGCUUUGUUCUUGUUCUCCAUUUCUUCCUCCUCAGCCUUCCCAUGGGGAAAGAAGCAAAGACCCAAGCCUUGUAAGGAGCUUGUUCUUUACUUCCAUGACAUUAUUUACAAUGGAAAGAAUGCACGCAAUGCCACUUCCGCCAUUGUUGCAGCCCCACAUGGUGCGAACUUGACCAUUUUGGCGCCCCAAUUUCACUUUGGAAACAUAGCUGUUUUUGACGACCCCAUUACUUUGGACAACAACCUUCACUCCAAGCCAGUGGGUCGAGCUCAAGGGCUUUACAUUUAUGACACCAAAAACACCUUCACGGCUUGGCUUGGUUUCUCAUUUUCUUUGAACUACACGGCCUAUAAAGGCACCAUCAACUUCAUUGGAGCUGACCCAAUUUUGGUGAAGGCUAGGGAUAUCUCCGUCGUCGGUGGUACCGGAGACUUCUUCAUGCACCGUGGUGUUGCUACCAUUGUGACUGAUGCUUUUGAAGGAGAGGUCUACUUUCGGCUCCGUGUUGAUAUUAAAUUCUAUGAAUGUUGGUGAUUUUGAGCUGAUAUUAUUCGCUUUGGUUUUGUUCUUUCUAUCAUCGUAUUUAUGUAUGAUGUAAUGUUCUUGAAAAAGAACUAUUGCCAAAUGAUUGGUUCAAUAAAAGUUGUGGUAGAAAGAUAUUGAAA
This is a messenger RNA of Cucurbita pepo subsp. pepo (vegetable marrow), 711 nucleotides long. RefSeq names its product disease resistance response protein 206-like. The record is from RefSeq and is a predicted model, not a curated record. Lineage: Eukaryota; Viridiplantae; Streptophyta; Magnoliopsida; Cucurbitales; Cucurbitaceae.